Sitophilus oryzae (rice weevil) is the source of this 1160-nucleotide messenger RNA. Its product is annotated as aldose reductase A-like. Lineage: Eukaryota; Metazoa; Arthropoda; Insecta; Coleoptera; Curculionidae. The coding region runs from base 113 to 1087 and encodes 324 amino acids. Gene Ontology annotation, molecular function: aldose reductase (NADPH) activity. Gene Ontology annotation, cellular component: cytosol. The transcript has 6 exons. The record is from RefSeq and is a predicted model, not a curated record.
AUAAUAAGCUCCCGAUAUCUCUGGGUGUAUUCAAGUUAAUACAGCGAUAUAUAUUGUGAAUAAUUUUACUUGUGUGUGUUUUAGUAAUAAGUUGUUAUUGGCGAUCGUAACCAUGGCAGUUCAAACAUUUGAAUUACUUGGCAAAUUUAAAAUACCGGCAGUUGGAUUUGGAACUUUCACAGCUACAGAUGAAAAAGAACUAGAAGCUGCGUUAGAUGCAGCUUUCGAAGCUGGUUAUAGACAUAUAGACACAGCCACGAUUUAUGCAAAUGAACAUAUCAUUGGAAAGGUCUUGCAAAAAUGGUUUCAUUCAGGAAAAUUAUCCAGGAAGGACAUAUUUAUCACCACAAAGUUGCCCCCAAAUGGGGUACAUCCCGACAGGGCUGAAAAAUUUCUGUUAGAGUCUUUGGAAAAACUACAGCUAGACUACGUAGACUUAUACUUGAUACAUUUUCCCAUUUGUACGUCAGCAAGUUUAUUGCAAAGCGGAGCCAAACCUGAGCAUACAGAUCUUGUAGCAACUUGGAAAAAACUAGAAGAACAAGUUGAUCUGGGCAGAGCCAAAGCUAUUGGUGUUUCUAAUUUUAAUAUUAAUCAAGUGCAGAGAAUUUUGGAUAAUGCAAGAAUAAAACCAGCGGCGAAUCAAAUUGAACUACACAUCUUUUUUCAACAACCUGAAUUGGUGAAUUUUUUGCAACAAAAUAGAGUUUUGCCUAUUUCCUAUUCAACCUUGGGUAAUCCAGGAAUCAACAAGUUUUUAGAAAAAGUUGGAAGGCCGCUUCGAACCAAUGCCCUAGAUCUUCUAGGCAACGCCACAGUAAAAACCAUUGCCGAAAAACAUGACAAAACCUCUGGACAAAUAUUACUGAAAUACUGGGUCCAGAAAAAGGUAGCUGUUAUUCCAAAAAGCGUCACUCCAAGCAGAAUUAAGGAGAAUAUCGAUCUGUUUGAUUUUUCCCUGGAUGAAAAUGAUUUAAAAAGUUUGGAAAGUUUGAACUUGGGCGAGGAGGGUAGACAAGCCAUUAUGUCAUUCUCCAAAGAGUUUUUAGACCAUCCAGAGUACCCAUUUCCAAGAAGACCCCUGUAAUCAUAAAUUAGAAUAAGAAACUAACAUCAAUAUCUAAAGAACUUUUUUAAAAAAAUAAAGUAUUUAAACAUUA